This is a messenger RNA of Equus caballus (horse), 764 nucleotides long. Lineage: Eukaryota; Metazoa; Chordata; Mammalia; Perissodactyla; Equidae. The record is from RefSeq and is a predicted model, not a curated record.
CCCUGCAGGCCCAGGACCCUCUGUUCUUCCCCUCAGAGAACGAGAAUGUGAGCCCAGGGAAGGGCGGGAAGAGAGGAGGAGAUUCUGGGCUAUGUCCGUGCUGGACUCAUGGCCCCCACCCUGCUCAGAUCAUAGGGACAUGGUAUGUGAAGGCCGUGGUGGCUGACAAGGACCUGCCUAAGGAGAAAAGGCCCAAGAAGGUGUCCCCCUUGACAGUCACUGCCCUGGAUGAUGGAAACUUGGAGGCCAUGGGCACCUUCAUGUGAGAAGGGGGCCAGUGCCACGAGAAGCGAGUUGUGAUGCACCAAACUGAGGAGCCUGGCAGAUAUAGCGCCUUUGGGGGAAAGAGGCACAUGUACAUCCUGGACUUGCCAGUAAAGGACCACCGCAUCUUCUACUGCGAGGGCCAGCUCGGAGGGAAAGCAAUCCGCAUGGCAAAACUCGUGGGUAGAAAUCCCGACAUGAGCCUGGAAGCCCUGGAAGAAUUUAAGAAAUUCACAGAGCGCAAGGGAUUGCCACAGGACAUCAUCAUCAUGCCUGUCCAGACGGAAAGCUGCAUUCCUGAAAGUGACUAGGGGCAGGGGACAUCAGCACCCCACAGCAGCCCCAGGGCAGCACCAUCAAGACCCUCUGUCCUGCAGGCCAUGGAAGGAGCCCCUGCCUCUAGAGCCUGACCUGCUCUGCCCCUCCAGUUACCUUGACUCCCCUUCCUCCCCCAGCCAUGCAUCCCCUCUCCUAGUUCCACAUAAAGAGCUUCAGCAGUU